Molecule: messenger RNA, 1584 nt
Organism: Magnusiomyces paraingens
Lineage: Eukaryota; Fungi; Ascomycota; Dipodascomycetes; Dipodascales; Dipodascaceae
Exons: 1
Coding region: 1-1584 (527 amino acids)
Cellular component (GO): nucleus; cytoplasm
Molecular function (GO): zinc ion binding
Source: RefSeq, a predicted model, not a curated record
AUGGCUGAUACUAUAGAAAAUUCAAACGCUGCCACUGCUUCUACCACACAGGCUGAGCCUACCGAUACUACUACUACUACUACUACUACUACUACUACUACUGAUGAACAUCCUGAAAAGUUCUUCAAGACCGUUAGCGAGACUGUCGAGGGUCUCAGAGACACUGGUGCUGAAGAUGCUGAAGGUCACCCAGUUCAAGAAAUUGAAUCCAUGUGCAUGAAUUGCCACAAAAACGGUACUACUCGAAUGCUUCUCACAUCUAUCCCUUAUUUCCGUGAAAUCAUCAUCAUGUCCUUUAGCUGCCCUCAUUGCGGUUUCCGCAACUCCGAAGUUCAAGCUGCUGGUCAGAUUCAAGAAAAGGGCUGUAAAUAUACCCUUCGUGUCGAAACACCCAAGGACUUGACACGCCAAAUUAUCAAGUCUGACUAUUGUGCAUGCAAGUUUGCAGAACUCGACAUUGAAAUUCCUGCAAAGCGUGGCCAGAUUUCCUCCGUUGAAGGUCUUUUGAAUCAAGUUAAGGAAGAUCUUGAAGGUGAUCAACCUUCUCGUAAGACCACUGAUGAACAUCUUUACAACCAAAUUCAAGAAGUCAUUGAAAAAAUUAAAGCAGCAAUUGCAGGACAAACACUUCCUCUGACUGUCAUUCUUGAUGAUCCUUCAGGAAACUCGUGGAUUGAGUUUGUCCCCGGUGAAGCUUCUCACAAAUGGUCGCACGUUGAGUACUUCCGCUCAAACGAACAAAAUUCUUUCCUUGGCCUUGAUGUGGCAUCGGGAUCUGAUCAACCACAAGAAACUAAUCCCUCCGGUGCUUAUGCCAUGCAAACUUCUUCUCUUAACGAUUAUGUCCCCAUGGGUACUACUGCUUCACAACAGACUGAUAAGCCAUCAGGUCUCCGCAACCAAUCUGAAUCUGCCCAUGUAGCUUCUGCUGCCGAGGAAGACAUCAAUGGUGAAGUCCACACAUUCGAAGUACCAUGUCCUGUGUGCCACUAUAUUGCUCCUACCCAUAUGAAGGUUGUCAACAUUCCCCACUUUAAAGACGUUAUUCUUAUGUCUCUGUCCUGUGACAAGUGCGGCUACAAAUCUAACGAAAUCAAAACCGGCGGUGCUAUCCCAGCACAGGGCCGCAGAAUCACACUUAAGGUCACCGACCCUGAUGACCUUUCCCGUGAUAUCCUUAAAUCAGAGACUGCCGGUCUUAAGGUUCCAGAAUUACAUCUAGAUCUGACACCAGGAACUUUGGGUGGCCGUUUUACGACUCUUGAAGGUUUGUUGCGCCAGGUUCAUGAUGAACUCGAAACAAAGGUCUUUUCUGAAACUUCAGACUCUAUGGAAGUUGAAACCAAAACUAAUUGGACAAGAUUUUUGAACCGUCUGGAGGAAGCAACAGAUGGAAAAGUUGAAUUUACCGUUGAGCUUGAAGAUCCUUUGGCUGGCUCAUACAUUCAGAAUCCCUUUGCUCCUGAUCCAGACCCAAAUAUGACUGUUGAAGACUACGACCGUACUUUUGAACAGAACGAGGAUCUGGGUCUCAACGAUAUACAUGUUGACAGCAACCAACCCACUGAAACUACAGGAAACUAA